Daldinia vernicosa is the source of this 1461-nucleotide messenger RNA. Its product is annotated as transferase family-domain-containing protein. Bases 1 to 1461 code for a protein of 486 amino acids. The record is from RefSeq and is a predicted model, not a curated record. NCBI's taxonomy places the organism in Eukaryota, Fungi, Ascomycota, Sordariomycetes, Xylariales, Hypoxylaceae. Gene Ontology annotation, molecular function: acyltransferase activity, transferring groups other than amino-acyl groups. The transcript has 3 exons.
AUGCCUAAGCAAGAAUUCUAUGAGAUUUACCCCUCAGGGUGGGAAUCUGACCCUUUGGAUGAGCGCUUUAAGCUAUCCACGCUAGACUAUGUCAGUGCCCAAGUUUUCACUGCCUACGCAGUUUUCUUCAAGCUCGCAGAUGUCAAUAAACCUAAGGCCAUCUCCACACUUAAACGUGGCCUUGAAGUCACGUUGAGCCAAUGUCGUCAGCUAUGUGGCGUGAUCGAAGAACAUCCUGACGGUGGGCUUUGUUUCCACAAGAAACGGGAUAGUACGGUACAAUUCCACGUUCAGUGGCUUGACGACCCCGAGGAUAAUUCUAAAUACCCUUCCUUCGAUGAGCUCGAGAAGCGACACUUCGUUUCUCAGGCACUGGGCGACAUGAAAACCUGGUGUGUGGAUCCAAUGACAUAUGGCGAGAAGCCUGAGGCCCAGCCGAAAAACCACCCCAAGGUAGCUGCAUUCAAGGCAAACUUCAUCCCAGGUGGCUUGGUACUAGUUAUGCAUCACCACCAUUACGCCAAUGAUGUUAUGGGAUGGGCCGGGGAACUGCACCAACUUGCCGAGAACUGCGCGGCCCUUUGGAAAUCGCAAGAAACCCCAAAGCUCCCGCCAUGGGAUUCGGCAUGCCUUGACCUUUCGAGAGUUACUAAACCUGACCCGCCAGAAGAUCAGCGCAUCAACGGACCCACGACUCCUCCCUUGCGGCAUCCUGACCAUAGGGCGGGACAGUGGCUACUCUUUCACCUCCCAAAGAGCAAGUCGGAAGAGUUGAAGAAAUUAGCAAGUCCAGAAGACAAUAGUUAUUGGAUCUCGAGCUAUGAUGCCUAUAUGGCCUAUAUCUGGCGCAUGUUGUCUAAACAUAGGGCUAAGUUAUUUAAGGCGGACCCUAAACAAAAGCUCGAAUGGGGUGAAGCUGUUGAUAUGCGUAGGAGGUUCCAUGAUCCACCAGUGCCGGAACGAAUUCAGGGGAAUAUAGUUUUGGGAACAUCAAGCGAUCGGAGCCCUAUCCCACGUCUUACUACAGAAGAGGUCAUAUCUGAGGCACCCCUUUCGAAGCUGGCUUGGUAUAUACGCCAACUCACCAACAGCAUUACUCAAGAUAGCUUAGACGUUAUGCUCACGACCAUCGCACCGAUCCGCGACAAAACUUCGUUGUUCUAUCGCGUCGAUAGCUUGCCGCCGAUGAGUAACUUCACGAGCGAUUGGAGAAGGACGAAUGUUCCCGACGCGGACUUUGGUUUUGCCAAGCCGCAUGUUUUCCGCUUCCCCUUCGACACUGUCACAGCUGGUCUGUCAAUUGUACAACCAGUAAGGACGGUGGACCCCCCCUCUGGGGAGGAUGAAGGAAACGAGUUCUUGGUCAGCUUCGAAAAGGAAAUAUCCAAGGAUUUAAUUGAAGACCCCGAAUGGAAUAAGUAUUUUGAGUUCAGGGGCGUUGAGUACCAAGAGAGUGGAUAA